Molecule: messenger RNA, 1860 nt
Organism: Malassezia restricta
Lineage: Eukaryota; Fungi; Basidiomycota; Malasseziomycetes; Malasseziales; Malasseziaceae
Product: ER to golgi transport-related protein
Exons: 1
Coding region: 1-1860 (619 amino acids)
Source: RefSeq, a predicted model, not a curated record
AUGAGCGAUACGCCCGCACGCCGCUCGGCGUAUGCAUAUGCGACCCCGGCGCGCACGCGGCCGAAGGACUUUACGUCCGGCGCAGGCACUCCAACGCGGCGCGAGCAGCGCGCUUUUGAGAUUGGCGAUAUGGUCAAAUUAGAUGGCACGGGCCUCACGGGUGUCUUGCGGUACAUGGGACCGGUGCAUGGUCGAGAGGGCCACUUUGCAGGGCUCGAGCUGACUGGCUCCUCUUAUGGCCAUGGAAAAAAUGAUGGAACGAUUGAUGGAUGGCAGUACUUUGCGACGACCCCGAAUAAUGGCGUGUUUGGACCUGUGAGCAAACUCAUUCCGCUCAGUACAGCGCGGCCUACGAGUGCUACAGCACGGCCCCUCUCCGCCCUUGCUGGACGAUCGAGUCGUACAGAUAUGUCGAAAGCUGACGCCACGCCGCGGCGCCCCCGCACGAGUGCCGUGCCUGUGCCUUCAUCGGUCCCACGCACGGCGCCACGAAAGAGUAUGGGCGCACGAACCACACGCACGGCACUAGGAUCAUCCGCUCAAGCAGCUCCCUCGCCUCGAAGGCCGCUGUCAUCAGCUGCCACAAUGCACAGGCCUGCGACGCGUCAGGACGAUGGUUUCGUGUUUGAUGAUGAUCCAGCAGAAAAGGCCUCGCCACAAGAUGCACGACAGACAUUGCUAGAGCAGCUGGCUCUACCUACGACGAAAGAUGCGAUCGCGGAUAUAAAAGCAGAUCAUGCAGUGCCGAUGGCCGAGUACGAGCGGCUGUGUGACGAGCUGGCAGAUAUGCGACGAAAGCACAGUUUAUGGGACGAGGAGCGGGCUGAGCUCAUUCUCCAUGCCCAGCAGCGCGAAAAUGAACUCGAAGCCACGAAACGACUCGAAUGGGAAGACGAGGUGCGGCAGCGGCACAUCUUGGAAACCCGAGUACGGGAGCUAGAGCGGCAGCUGCAUGAGGCACUCGAUACGGCCACGGUAGCGGCUGACGCGCAUGAUGCUCUCGAGCGAAAGAUCAAUGACCACGUCGAGCGUAUCGUGGAUCUAGAGACGGCCCUGGCAGCCGCACAACUGCGUGCAGAGCACGUCGCACCUGAAUCGAGCGAAUCGGACGCCCAAAGGGAGCUGUCGCUUCUCCACGCCAAGGUCGAGACGAUGAUGGCCGGCUGGAACCGCGAACGAGUCGACCUCACGGACAAGAUUGCCGAACUGCAGCGAGCGGGAAAUGAGCUUGUCCAUGUCCUCGAGCAGCUGGCUCUAGCCAGAGAUGAGAACGAGCAGCUCCGCCAACGAGUUCAGGCACUCGAGGCGACAGCGCCCGGUGACGACACAGCAACAGGUAUUGACCGCGCUGCGCUACAAGAGCAGACGGCGCACCUUCAAGCUAAGGUCGAAGCGCUCGAAGAGGAAGUGCAUGAGGCGCGUACAGCAGCAGAUGCGGCGCGCGCUGAGCACGACAAGGUACGCGCAAGCAUGGACGAGGCUGUCAAGGAGGGGCAUGCCAAGGCCACACAGCUUCAGGAGGCCCUACAUGAGGCCGAGACACGCACGUCUAAAGUCGAGCUGGCACUCAAAGAGUGCCAUGCUAGCUGGGAACGCGACCGGGCGGAGCUUGAGCAAUUGCGCGAGAUACCCGCUACGCCCACACUCCAAACGGAUACGAGUGACCGCACGAUAGACUCGGGUGUCGUGCAGGCGCUCGAGGCUCGCAUCUCUCAGCUGGAACGCGAGAAAGAUGAGCAGCAUACACAAUUUACGAAAGAUAUUGCUGAACUUGAAUCGCUGGUUGAGUCGCGCAUCUUUCGCGAAGACGAGCUUGAGACCGAAUUGGAGCAGUUACGGGCGCAGACGGCGUCCAGCUAA